Molecule: messenger RNA, 7002 nt
Organism: Acipenser ruthenus (sterlet)
Lineage: Eukaryota; Metazoa; Chordata; Actinopteri; Acipenseriformes; Acipenseridae
Product: acylphosphatase-1-like
Exons: 23
Coding region: 1241-4165 (974 amino acids)
Biological process (GO): protein phosphorylation
Cellular component (GO): centrosome
Molecular function (GO): ATP binding; protein kinase activity; acylphosphatase activity
Source: RefSeq, a predicted model, not a curated record
UCUUUGGGACAGCCUACUUUUUUAUUUAAAAAUAUAUAUAAGAAUGUACACUUAGACUUAGUAUUAUUUUUAAAAACUCAGUUAUUUAAAAAAUAAAAAUAAAAUGAAAUCUUAUUAAGGCUACUAUAAUUUAAAGCAGAUUUGACGGUACACAACCCCUUUCUUUCGCACUGACAUGUACGGCCAUGUUGGCUUUUCUACUGCCACCUCAAGUUAGAAGCGCAGAAAUACAGGUUAAAAUAUACAGGGGAAGAAAAUCACCAGCAGGGGUCGCUGUUCAUUCGUUUGAAACUAUGUAAAACAAUAAAAACGCGUAUUGCUGUUGAAAUGUUACAAGUCUUGUUUAAAAUAAUAUUGUGCGAGGCAAACCAGGUUUAUAGUGGGAGGCAGUAUUUCCACAGGCAUAUAGACUAAUUUAAUUGUAAGAAACCGUUGCAAAAUACCAAACCCCGUGUUUUCUACAAGAAAGAGAUCUUCUAACCAGGUUUUACGUUGUCGUUAACUUUAAAUACAAGUGACUUUCAGACUUUUCAAAUAAACUAACUUUCAGGCUAUAUUACACAAAUUGAUCUGGCUCUAAACACCAGCCACCUCUUACCGAGCUACACUUAAUAUGACAUUGUAUGAGGAAGUGUUUCCGGGUCUCUCUUAGCAGCACUGUAAGAUGGAGGCGCGGGGAAGAGCGCAUUGACUGUAAAAGUUCGCUUUAAUAUAAACUUUGCAUGUAUGAAAUUACUGCGGGAAAAUACAGAAGGAUUAUCUCAGUCGCAAUUAUAAACCCCGGACAACAACCAGAAACACUUCGGUUCGAAUGCUGAUGAAAAACUAAGCGUUGGGGAGUUCUGCAGGUCAGGGUUGCAGAAAGUAAUUUAGAGCAAAUAAAGUAUACAGUAGUCAUCGAUUUCACAGGACAGCACUGACCAAUUGAAACCUCUAAACAAGAAAACCCUACGGUUUUUUGUCAAUGGCAUUUGGAACGUGCAUGCGGUUAAAUUAUAUUUAAUACCAGUUUUAGUAACUAAAACAAAUAACAUAAAGAAUACCCAACCAGCUGUCUCCAGCGUGUCGCUGCUAGUCUAAAGGCACAAGCAGAGCACAAUUUAAUUUGAAGAUCUUCGUGUAGUAAAUAUAAACAUAUUAUGGUAGGUAUUUGUUAGACUAGAGCUAGCUAUAUAUUUAAAAUUGCAAAUUAUAAAUACAAUAUAAAAUCUGCUGUGAUUAGGCGGCGACUUGGAACAAAAUGACCUUAGAAGGCUAUGAAAGACAUUAUGACUCUCUGAACUCGGAUUUUGGGAGUGAAUUGGAUGGACCCGGGCCUCGAUCUGGUUCUGGGAGUUUCAGUGGGGAGCAAGAGAAGUUACAUUAUAUCCCGAUUCGAAUCCUGGGACGUGGCGCGUUCGGAGAGGCCACACUGUACAGAAGAUCAGAGGAUAACUCUUUGGUAGUAUGGAAGGAAGUGGAUUUGAACAGCCUUUCCGAGAAGCAGCGAAGGGAUGCCAUGAACGAGAUUGUUAUCCUGUCUGUUCUGCAGCAUGAUAACAUCAUAGCCUACUACAACCACUUCUUGGACAAGAACACCUUACUGAUUGAGCUUGAAUACUGUAACGGUGGAAAUCUUCAUGAUCUAAUUAACCAGCAGAAAGGGAAGCUCUUCACAGAAGAGACUAUGAUAUGGUACUUUUACCAGAUAGCAUCAGCUGUGGCUCACAUACAUAAAGCUGGCAUUCUUCACAGGGAUAUCAAGACGCUGAAUAUUUUCCUCACCAAAGCAAACUUGAUUAAGCUAGGAGAUUAUGGACUGGCCAAGCAGCUGGGUUCCCAGUAUUCCAUGGCGGAGACUUGUGUAGGAACCCCUUAUUACAUGUCUCCGGAGUUGUGCCAGGGAGUGAAGUAUAACUAUAAGUCAGACAUCUGGGCCGUGGGCUGCGUUGUGUUCGAACUUCUCACUCUGACGAGGACGUUUGAUGCAACGAACCCUCUGAACCUGUGUGUGAAGAUUGUGCAGGGGAACCGGACCAUGGAGGCGGAUCCUGACGUGUUCUCUGCUGGCUUGAUUCAUCUGGUGCACCAGUGCCUUGACCAGGACCCGGAGAAGAGACCCACAGCUGAGCAGAUCCUGGAGCAGCCAAUCAUCCUCACCCACAGGCAAGAGUUGGACGAUAAGGUUUCUCUGCUCAAUGGACCUAAUAAACGACCAAGGCUGAGUACAGCGAAUGAGACCUCCAUCGCCGUGGUAACGUCUCGCUCCAGCGAGGUUUAUUUCUGGGGGGGAGGGAAGUUCACACCCCAGAAGCAGGAUGCCUUCAAGGGGGGGUGUAGCGCCCAGCAGGUGUGUGCUGGAGAGACUCACUUUGCCGUGGUGACAGUCGAGAAGGAGCUCUACACCUGGGCAAAUGUGCAGGGUGGUACGAAGAUGGUCGGACAGCUGGGCCACGGAGACCAGGCCUCCUACCGGCAGCCGAAGAGAGUGGAAAGACUGCAGGGGAAAGCCAUCCGACAGGUGGCCUGUGGGGCCGAUUUCACUGCUUGCAUCACUGAUGAAGGCCAGGUGUAUAUGUUUGGCUCGGACUACUAUGGAUGUAUCGGAGUGGACAACCAGCAGGGGUCGGAGGUCCGGGAGCCAGUUCUGCUGGACUUCUUCCUGUCCAACCCAGUGGAGCAGUUGUCUUGUGGGGACAACCAUGUGGUGGCUCUGACCCAGGACAAGGAUGUUUACUCCUGGGGCUGCGGGGAACACGGUCGCCUCGGACUGGAUUCAGAAGAUGACUGGGCCACUCCUCAGCAGGUGGAUGUGCCCAAGAGUUUAAGCAUUUCUUCAGUGCACUGCGGCUCAGACGGGACUUUUUUCUUGACUCAGUCGGGGAAGGUGCUGGCAUGUGGGAACAACGAGUUUAACAAACUGGGUCUGAACCAGAGCAUCUCUGGGAUCAUGAACCACUCUGCUGAGGUUUACCAGGAGAUCCCCUACACCACCUCCCUUACUCUAGUGAAACAACUCGCCAGAUUCAAAAUCCGAUCCAUCUCUCCAGGCAAGACCCACGCUGCUGCUAUUGAUGAACGAGGCCGGCUGCUGACCUUUGGCUGUAAUAAGUACGGACAGCUUGGAGUGAGAGAUUACAAAAAGCAUCAGGAUGUCAACCUCCUGGUGGGUCCCUUUGGGGGCAAGGAAGUCACCAAGGUGUCCUGUGGAGAUGGCUUUACCAUGGCUGCAACAAAGGAUAAUCAGAUCUUCGCCUGGGGAAAUGCUGGGAAUGGUCGUCUGGGAAUGCCACCGGCUAAAGGGUACGGCUCAGAAGUUUGUCCGGCCCUUCCCCGUCCCAUUUUUGGCACCUUGCACCACGUUCCAGACCUGUCUUGCCGUGGCUGGCACACAAUCCUUAUAGUUGAGAAGGUUCUGAAUUCCAAAACGAUCCGUUCAAAUAGUAGUGGGCUGUCUAUAGGAACUGUCGGCCAGGGCUCAGUAGCAGAAGUGGAGAUGGAGAGUGAGUCGGACUUGGAGCCCCUGGAACAGCACAGAGGUUCGGGGGGCACAGUGGAGGCAGACGCAGGGGUGCGCAGGCUGGAGACCCCCACAGACUCUCUCGCCAACAUGACUGAGAGCUCAUGUCCUGACUGGCUGCUCAGGGAGCUUGAAGAUGCAGAGUUCAUCCCGAUGCCUAAGAAUGCAGAGGGCUUCUCUCCAAUGGAUUUGUCAGUCUCUGGGCCUGAGAAGGCUACACUCCCUUACGAUGAGCUGCAAGGGCUGAAGGCCGCUGCAGAACCACUGGCAGAGAAAGGACUCCCGACUGCUCGUGUUGGUUCAGAGAAAGUGAAUGGCGUCAGCGAGGAGCCAGCCACGUGCAACAUGUGCAGCACGUCUCAGUGGGAGACGCAGCAGCAGAAAUUACAGCAGGAAAAUAUCCAAAUCUGUGCAGAGCUGCAGAACCUGAGGAGGGAGAUCAGUGAAGUGUCUCCGUUGAAAGAGACUGUAAGAAGACAGGAAGAAAUUAUUCAGGUGUUACAGAAGCAGUUUAGUGAUCUGAUGACAGAAAACGAGAAGCUUUGGAAGGCAAUUGAGACUCUUAAACUGAGCGAUUCAGGGGCUGAUCAAAAAAACCAAGAAUCUGCAAGGUGCAGUGCUGAAACCAACGCUGCACACGGCACACAGGCAGACGUCUGCCAGUAGCCUGGGUCUUAGGUUGAUCUGUUGUUACAGAUUGGGUGACGUUGGAUCCUGUCCGAUUUUAACACACAUCUACACGGCACAGCUGUCCUAGCUUCGGUUCGGUAGCAGAGAAAGACGGGGUUGUCUUUUCUGCAGCAUGAGAGCACCUCGGAUGUAUUUUUGCAAGGUGGGAUUUGCUGAUGCGUGUGACUGAAAUGAAAGAUUACAGAAGUACAGAGGUUUUCACCAGUCAAUAACAAAGUGUAGUUAUUUUGAUCGUUUGGAUACGUUGAGCUUUUAGCGUGGCAGAUGGCCGAGCGAUGGUUAGAUUAUACAGUGUUAGCAAGUUUGGAGUUGGAAAGGGCUCUUCAUAGAACCAGAAACAAAGAUAAAAUGUAUGGGUUUUUUUGUUGUUGUUUUUCCUCAUUUGUUAUAAACUGCAUUUCUUAAGUAAAACGUUUGGUGGAAUCCCCUGUAUAUAGAGGAAGGAUGAAAUAAGUUAUCCACACACACAAGAAAACGAUAAAGAAGGUAAAAACAGCAAGCACCGCAUUUGAGGAACACAAUCAUAUUUUAGGGAAGAGGUAAAGAAAGUUUGCAAGGGUUACUUUUUAAAAAGGAAAAAAAUCUUUAAUAGACAACCUAUCUUAAACUGUACACGAGUUACUGUGACAGGUUUUGUAGUGUACAUGCUUUAAGGUGGCUGUUGUAUAGUCAUUAGCAGAUUUAGUUGUUUCUGCCUGGGCUUGUUUUUUAACUAUGAAUGUUUUAUGACUUUUUACAGAUUUUACUGGUGUGAUGGUAAUUGACUUUUAAGGUUAAAUGGAAUCAUAAAGUGUGAAGCAUUUAUUUUGUAUCCAUUGUUAAAAGAAAUUGUGACUGCAGUGUCAACCAAACGUGUAACAGACUGGCUUAUUUAGUUUUACUAUCAGCCAAGAAUAUUGCAUAUCUCACAGUGCUGAUUUGUUUGAAUUGCAUGAUAAGUGAAGACGCUACUUCUCUGAGGAGUCUUGUUCAAUAAGAAUUUUCAGUUGGUAAAUGAAACCACACACAGUUGUUGCAUUUAUCCCACCAUUGAUUUAAGUGUUUACUCUUUUUUGAUCUUCAAAUGAGUUACCACAGGUAGUAUUUACAACAAUUAAAAUGCCUAUAAUUAAUGUUGUGCUUUACAUUUCAAGUGUUUAUUGCUUUAUAUGUCUAGCUAUUACAGUACAGUAUAGUCAAUAUGUCUGCUUUCAUCCAAAGAAAACUCCUGCCUACACAUUUUUCUUAUUUUUUGUAGUUUUCACGGUUCUGGGGUGUUUCUCAAAAUAAUUAGUGGUGAUAAUAUACAGGUUAUUUUCCCAAAUCAUGUAAUUUACUGUAAUGAUGCAGAAAUGUCAGUUAUAUUUUCUUAGUCAAGGGGCCUUUCUUCAACUCUUGGUUAAAUAUUGUUUAGGAAAAUGUGAUUGAAUGCCUAGAAACAAAUACAUAAAGUUUAUCUAGGUUUUUGUUUGUUUGUUUGGUUUAAUGCUGUACUGUAGAAAACUAGCUGUGAAUUGAUAGUCUUAUUAUUAUUAUUAUUAUUAUUAUUAUUAUUAUUAUUAUUAUUGUUAAUUCUUUAGCAGACGCUUUUAUCCAAAGCAACUUACAGAAAAUUGAACAAUAUAUAAAAGCAAAUUUACAGGCAAUAAAAAUGAAAAACAAACAUGUAUACAAUACCGUAUAUACAAAAUAAUUAGAAAAUAGAAAAAGAUAUAUAAAUAGGAAUUACAAAUAAAGAUUGAAGAGUCACCAUCUUCUCAAAAGUGGGUUUUGAGAAGAUGGUGAGAAGCAGUAAAAGACUGAACAGUCCAGAGUAUAACCGGUUUAGUAAUUUGGACACAAAAUGCGUGUGCCAGAGAGUGUGAAAUGGCAGGCUAACUGGACUACUGAUAUUUAAAGUGUUGAAACAGUCAUUUUUUUCCCCAGUUGCCUUGUUAAUCUUGAAAUAGGACUGAUUGUAGAGCACAUAUAAAUAAAUGUAUGGGGGAGGGGCUAUGGAUCAUGGUGAUUGAUAUAGAUAUAUAUAAUUUUUUUUUUUUCAUAAAUAAUUCUCCGAGAAUGUUUUUACAAAACAAAAAAAAAGCAUUGUCACUUUUUCCAGAUACCUUCAACUGUUACUGUUUUGAACAGAUUGCUAUUGAAAUGUAUUACCAUGCUAAAGGACAAAAUUAUCAUUUAAAGCAAGUAUAGGGAUUGAGUUCUGGACUGUGAUCAUUGGUUUGUGUUACUAUUAAUUCAUUUAACAUGACAUUUUUUUUUAUUUUGCUACAUCCCAAUAUUUAAAUGUCAUUUUUUAAAAUAUAUAUAUUUACACAUAAAUAAUACUGUAUGUAUUUACCAACCCCAAAGUAUAAGUGCCUUUUAAUAAAGAGUGAUAUUUAAGAACACAUGAAAACAUUACAUUUUCUUGUUAUUUUGAAGUUCAGGCACAGUAAUUAGUUAUUUUAACAAAGUUUCAUGUAUUUCUGAAUGUCCAAAUAGUUGAAGGGAACUGUAUGUAGGUACUUCUGCCUUUUAAAGUGCUGUCUUUAAGUUCCAAAAUAACUUGGUAAUCAUUGUUUUUUUUUUCUAUUUUAUCUGGUGCCUGUUGCAUGCUUUAAAAAUAUUUGAUUUUUACAACUUCUCCUGGCCUGAGGGGUUAACAGUGUUUAUAAAUGUAAUUUUCUUGUGUAUUUGCUGAGCAUAUCUUUGGUUUUUGUUUUUAGUGGAUGUGUAAUUCCACGGUCAAGCCUUAAGUACUGCAACUUUGCUUACACACAAUAUACUGUUGUGUAAAGCAUUGUCUUUGAUCAUGUGUGUGUGUGGUGUGUAAAUAAAUUAAACUUUUAAAAGCA